Molecule: messenger RNA, 1335 nt
Organism: Cladophialophora yegresii CBS 114405
Lineage: Eukaryota; Fungi; Ascomycota; Eurotiomycetes; Chaetothyriales; Herpotrichiellaceae
Exons: 2
Coding region: 1-1335 (444 amino acids)
Biological process (GO): nuclear envelope organization; lipid homeostasis
Cellular component (GO): nuclear envelope; nuclear membrane
Source: RefSeq, a predicted model, not a curated record
AUGGCUUUCCGCGGGACUGAGAGUCCAAUGGAUUUCGAAUGGCAGGGUCAUGGCCCCAUUGAUCCUAGUUCCCCCUUCCACCGACGUAUGAUCGACAUGCAGGCAAAGAAACGCACGCAUACCGACUUCAUGUCGCCCCAAAAAACCUCAUUUCCCGCCCUCCGUGAACCCAACAACCAGCCGUUCUUCUUCUCCGAUGCCCCAGCACCGUCGCCUCAACCAGCGCCAUUUCGCACGCCAUCGUUUACAACGCCCCGAAAACCCUUCGACAUUGAUUUCUCAUCCCCUCCAGAUACUUCAUCUCCGUUGGGACAAACAGAGAACGAGGAGACGCCCGACGCGAAACCAUUACCCCCCCUGCCAAUUGAGUUCACGAGCAGUACUGCGAAAUCGGAGAAGAAGCGGAGUUCGUUAUCUGGUCUCUUUGGCAAAUUUGCUGCAAGUCCAGGGCGAGGCGAGAUCAGAAAGCCCAACGGCGAUGCCAUUGCGCGACGGGUACACAAGAAGCGGCGGCGCGCCCAGAAGUUUGACCGAUCGUUGAUACUCAGCAGGAAUGGCUCCCUGGACGAUAGUGACGAUGAAAGCAGCGCGAGUCCGACUGAGGCAGCACCAAGGAGGAAAGCCGUGGAAGAAGUAGGAUGGAUGACUGGGCUGUUCACCUUCAUCCACACCUAUCCUGACGCGCCCUCUAUCAUUGCGAAAUAUCUCCAGGUCUUCUUCAACGCUGCAAUCCUGAGCGGGUGCUUAUACGUGUUCUGGUCGUUCUAUGCUACUAUCCAAGCUGAUGUUGAUCGAGCAAGCGAAGAUACCAUGGCUGAAGUGCUGGCGGAAAUGGCGCAAUGCUCCAAGAACUACAUCGAGAACCGUUGUGGUGCCGACACCCGUCUACCCGCACUCGAGGUUGUGUGCAGCAAUUGGGAGUUAUGCAUGAACCGUGACCCCAGCGCAGUCAAGCGAGCGCGGCUGAGCGCCCACACAUUCGCCGAGAUCUUCAACAGCUUCGUCGAGCCCAUCAGCCUGAAAACUAUGGUCUUCACCAUCACACUGGUCGUGGUGGGGUUGGUGGUCAAUAAUGCUACAUUCUCCUUGUAUCGCCGACAACAGGAAAGUCACUAUGCAGGCAUGUAUCGACCACCUUCUGCCUCAUAUAUGCAUCUUCAACAUCCCGGUCCUUUUACGUUGCCGCCAUCUACUCCAUUGACACAGCCGCGUUACGUGGGAUGGCCGGGUGACCGAGGCUUUGGCGGUCAGCAGCAGUUGGAGUACAGCCGAAGCCCAAGCAAGGAGCAUCGAUCACGGAGUAGAAGUCCAGAGAAGAAGAGGAUCCAGCUCUGA